AUGGAGCAGAUAAACACAGGGCAAGGCACCCAGAGAAGGAGACUGGGGGCCUGCUGCUGGAAGGUAACCGCUGCUGCUGCUGUGGUGGGCAGUGCAACAGCCCUCUGCCUGGGGAUCCUGCUCGCCUGUCAUUCCACAGGAGAGGCCAGCUUUGAGCACACAGUGGAGCUGAAAGGAAUCACAUUCAACAGCAGCUUACAGAUGGAGAACUCAGACUACUAUAGGGUGCUGACACCUGCUCUUGAAAGACUGUUUCUAUCCAGUCUCCAGGACUCCCAGCUGAACUGGAGUUGCACUGGUUGCACUAUCCUGGGCUACAGUAGGAAUGGAAAUUCCGGUGUGAUCGUCCAUUUCCGCCUGCUCUUCACUCCCCAGGAUUCCCAACCCCUGAGCUCUAUCUUGGAGGAGGAAGCUCUGAGGCAUGGGCUGGCAGCUGCCCUGCACAAGCAAGCUUUCUCCCUGGCUGCCUAUGGGACCAUCUCCUCAGCUUCUCUCACAGGUCCCAACAAGGUUUCUUCCCACAGACCUGGACUGAAAUCAGACUGUGGGAGUCGCCCUGCCAUGCAGACUGCCAGCAGGAUAGUUGGAGGCUCAGAGGCGUCCAGAGGGGAGUUCCCGUGGCAAGUCAGCCUACGAGAGAACAAUGAGCACUUCUGCGGGGCUGCGAUCCUCACAGAGAAGUGGCUGGUGUCUGCUGCUCACUGCUUUACUGAGUUUCAGGACCCAGCCAUGUGGGCAGCUUACACUGGGACCACAUCCCUCAGAGGCUCUGACAGCAGUGCAGUGAAAAUGGACAUUUCACGGAUCAUCCCACACCCCUCUUACAAUGCUGACACAGCUGACUAUGAUGUGGCUGUGCUGGAGCUGAAGAGACCUGUGACUUUCACUAAGUACAUCCAGCCCGUGUGCCUGCCAGAUGCUGGCCAUCACUUCCCUACCAGCAAGAAGUGCCUUAUUUCUGGCUGGGGCUACCUCAAGGAGGAUUUCUUGGUGAAACCUGACUUCCUGCAGAAAGCAACAGUGGAGCUUCUAGACCAAAACCUAUGUUCCAGUCUCUACAGCCAUGUCCUCACAGACAGAAUGAUGUGUGCUGGCUACCUGGAGGGGAAAGUUGACUCCUGCCAGGGUGACUCUGGUGGGCCCCUGGUUUGCCAAGAACCAUCUGGCAGAUUCUUCCUGGCGGGAAUUGUGAGUUGGGGUAUUGGAUGUGCUGAAGCCAGGCGCCCUGGGGUUUACACACGUGUUACCAAACUCAGAGACUGGAUCUUGGAUGCUAUUUCUGCCUUCCCUACCUCCAUAGCCUAUACUGUUCCUCCAGUACACUUCAGGACUAACAGUAACAUGGUCAGUGCUGAAGAGGUCAACACCACCACUGGAGCAACUCCCACCACCUCACCAGCCCCAGCUGCCAGCAGGCCAGUGACUGCAGCAAGACCACAAGAGUGUGGAGGACAGCCUGGGUUCUCUACACCCAGCAAGAUUGUGGGAGGAACAGAUGCUUCCAGAGGAGAGAUCCCUUGGCAAGUCAGCCUGAAAGAAGAUUCAAGACAUUUCUGUGGAGCCACCAUCAUUGGGGACCGCUGGCUGCUGUCAGCAGCUCACUGCUUCAAUGAGACAAUGCCAGAAGAGAUCGAAGCCUAUGUGGGAACAACAUCCCUAAAUGGAACAGAUGAGAAUGCAGUGAAAGUCAGUGUAAAAAGAGUGGUCCCACAUCCCCUCUUCAACCCCAUGAUUCUGGACUUCGAUGUGGCUGUACUUGAACUGGCAAGACCUCUUGUCUUCAACAAAUACAUACAGCCAGUGUGCCUCCCACUUGCUGUGCAGAAGUUUCCUGUUGGCAAGAAAUGCCUCAUUUCUGGAUGGGGUGACCUGCAGGAAGGGAACGACACCAAGCCCAAGAUCCUGCAGAAAGCCUCUGUGGGCAUCAUAGAACAGAACACCUGCAACUUCCUCUACAACUUCUCCCUCACUGACCGAAUGAUCUGUGCUGGCUUCAUGGAGGGGAUGGUAGACUCAUGUCAGGGAGAUUCAGGUGGGCCCUUGGCCUGUGAGGUGACCCCGGGAGUGUUUUACCUUGCCGGCAUCGUGAGCUGGGGAUUUGGCUGUGCCCAGGCUAUGAGACCUGGUGUGUACUCCAGAAUUACCAAAUUCACAGACUGGAUCCUGGACACCAUCUCCCAGUUGCCCAGUGAUGGCACAAGCACACCUUCCAGUUCAGCCAUCCCUAGAACUUCUGCCAUGGCCAUUUUUAUCCAGCCCAGCACAAUGGCUGCAAGUCCAACCAGCAGAACCACCCUGGAGACAAAGAUGAACAGAACCAUGAAUGAAACUUCCACAGCUCUGAGAACAACUGAGACUGAGAAGCCUACCCAAACCCCAGUGGUGCCUUGUACCAGCCUCACUUUCAAGUGUUCCAGCAAGGUCUGUAUUGGAAAAGAAAAUCCUGAAUGUGAUGGUGUUGUGGACUGCAGCAAUGGUUUCGAUGAGCGCAACUGUGACUGUGGCCUAACAACUGCUCUGGCCUUCAGCAAGAUUGUGGGUGGUAGCAGCGCAGCCCAAGGAGAAUGGCCCUGGCAAGUCAGUCUGUGGCUUCGGCGGAAGGAGCACAAGUGUGGGGCUGUUCUCAUUGCUGACCGGUGGCUGCUCUCUGCAGCUCACUGCUUUGACAUUUACAGUGACCCCAAAAUGUGGGUGGCCUUUCUAGGAACACCCUUCCUGAGUGGCAUCAAUGGCAAAAUGGAGAAAAUAUUCCGUAUCUACAAACACCCUUUUUACAACGUCUACAGCCUAGACUAUGAUGUGGCACUACUGGAACUGAGCACACCUGUCAAGUUCAGCAGCACCAUCAGACCAAUAUGUCUCCCAGACAAUUCUCACAUCUUCCAUGAAGGGGCCAGAUGCUUCAUCACAGGCUGGGGCUCCACAAAGGAAGGAGGUCUCAUGUCAAAGCAUCUGCAAAAAGCGGCAGUGAACAUGAUUGGAGACCAGGCUUGCAAAAAGUUUUACCCUGUCCAGAUCAGCAGCAGGAUGCUGUGUGCUGGUUUCCCACAGGGCACCGUCGACAGCUGUUCAGGUGAUGCAGGUGGGCCCCUGGCAUGUAAAGAACCUUCAGGGAAGUGGUUUCUAGCAGGAAUCACAAGCUGGGGCUAUGGCUGUGCCAGGCCAUAUUUUCCUGGCGUCUACACCAAAGUCACAGCUGUCCAGGGCUGGAUUGUACAGAACCUGAAGCUCUGAAACUACAUUUCACCACUCAGGGAAGGCGAUGAAUGAGAGGAAUAACUGCCAGAGGAUGCACUAACCGCUCAGCUACUGUACAUGUACUGUACUGUCCUGAUGUUGCAAAGGGGUGAAGAUGGCCUUGCAGGUAUUAAGCAAAUGGCAGUGUUGUGUGACCUGCUGGUUGU
Messenger RNA from Pseudopodoces humilis (Tibetan ground-tit), 3404 nucleotides. Lineage: Eukaryota; Metazoa; Chordata; Aves; Passeriformes; Paridae. The record is from RefSeq and is a predicted model, not a curated record.